AUGUGCAUUCAAACAGCGCUCAGAGUCAGUGUGUUCAUGAGGAGCAGGAACAGCAGAAACAGCUUCAUCCUCCUUCUCCAUCCAGUACAAUGCUUGAUAAUACUUGAUAAUACUCUUUCAUUCCAGUCUCACAUUAAUUACAUAACCCGGUCUGCUUACUUCCAUUUACGUAAUAUUAACCGACUCCGUCCCUUCCUUACCCCUCAUGCUGCUGCCAUCCUUGUCCAUAGUCUUAUUACAUCCCGUAUUGAUUACUGUAAUUCCCUCCUAUUUGGUCUCCCUAAAAGGUCCCUUCAUAAACUCCAACUUCUUCAAAAUUCUGCAGCUCGGAUCAUAACCCGUACUCCGUUAAGUGCUCAUAUUACCCCAGUUCUUCAGCAGCUUCACUGGUUGCCCAUAGAAGCCAGGAUAAAUUUUAAAAUCUUACUUCUUACUUACAAGUGUAUCCAUAAAUCUGCUCCUUCAUAUUUGUGUGACCUGCUCCAUAUCACCACUGUUUCCCGCCUUCUCAGAUCAUCAUCUGCUAUUCAUCUUACUGUUCCGUCCUCACACCUUAUUACUAUGGGGAACAGAGCUUUCAGUCGCUCUGCUCCCCGGCUCUGGAACUCUCUUCCCCCUGCACUAAGAAAUAUUGACUCCCUCUCCGUAUUCAAGACACAGCUCAAAACACAUCUGUUUAAACUGGCUUAUUCGCUUUAA
Pelmatolapia mariae (spotted tilapia) is the source of this 699-nucleotide messenger RNA. RefSeq lists its product as uncharacterized. The record is from RefSeq and is a predicted model, not a curated record. The coding region runs from base 1 to 699 and encodes 232 amino acids. The transcript has 2 exons. NCBI's taxonomy places the organism in Eukaryota, Metazoa, Chordata, Actinopteri, Cichliformes, Cichlidae.